CAUGUUGAGCAAUUGUGCCAUAAAAGCUGUUUGGCUGCAAAAUAUCACCAAAAACCUUGAUUAAGUCUCAAAACUAUGUCGCUCGCAUCCAAUGAUCUUCAAACGCGCAACAUUGUGCCUCUGGAGUGAUCACAAGUGAGCGUGAUUACCAGUCGUGCUGCGCACAAAGAGCCAUCGCAUAUGAUAGUUACUAAAUUGGUGCGGAAGUGUUGUGCCACGGACGCGCAUCUGCCAUGGAAUACUCGCUCGGGUGGCUGGUGGCGCUGCUCUGCAUCCACCAGUGCAUCGCCCUGGCGCACAACAGUGUCGUGAGUGGAUACCAGAUUGGCGUCGGACGAGCCGAUUGCACGGGCCCACCUGUUGAGAUUGCCUUUAUGGGAUACGCUCAGUUGUCGCAGAAAGGCGAAGGCAUUCAUCUGCGACAGUUCGCCAGAGCCUUCAUCAUCGACGAUGGGCAGAAGCGAGUGGUGUUUGUGAGCGUGGAUGCUGGGAUGAUUGGGAAUGCGGUGAAGAGGGCCGUGCUGCAGCAGCUGACAAAGGAGUUCGGCAGCAUUUACCACCGUGACAACGUCCUCAUCAGCGGCACGCACACACACAGCUCGCCAGGAGGCUUCCUCACCCACCUUCUCUACGACUUGCCAUGCCUAGGAUUCAUCAAGGAGACCUUCAAUGCCCUAGUUAUAGGAAUAGCCAAAAGCAUCUCUCGUGCCCACAAAAGUAUGACCGACGGCCGAUUGUUCAUAUCUGAAACUGAGAUCUUGGACGUGAACAUUAACCGGAGUCCAUCGGCGUAUCUCAACAAUCCCGAGGAGGAGCGCAGCCGGUACAAAUACGAUGUUGAUAAGACGCUCACGCAGGUGCGCUUCGUGACGUCCAGCGGCAGAAUCAUGGGCGCCAUCAAUUGGUAUCCCGUGCAUCCCACGUCCAUGAACAACACGAACAAGCUCAUCUCCUCGGACAACAUGGGCUACGCGGCCGUGCUGCUGGAGCAGGAGUACAAUCCGGGCAGUCUGGUGGGUCAGGGAGAGUUUGUGGGCGCCUUCGCGGCCGCCAAUCUGGGUGACGUGAGUCCCAACAUCAUGGGACCAAAGUGUCAAUUCACGGGCGAGUCCUGUGACGUGCUGACCUCCUCCUGUCCCGCCAACGCCGGCCAGUGUUUCGCUUCCGGCCCGGGCAGCAACAUCUUCGAGAGCACGAAGAUCAUCGGGACGCGCAUCUACGAGGGCGCUUCGCGGCUGCUGCAUCAGCAAUCUGGCGAGGAGAUUGUCGGCGAGGUGAAUUACAUUCACCAAUUCGUGAACAUGACGCAGAUGAAGCUGAAGCACUUCAAUCCCAAGACGAAGACCGUCGAGGAGGUGCGCGGCUGCUUUCCCGCCAUGGGCUACAGUUUCGCCGCCGGAACCACGGACGGUCCGGGCGCUUUUGACUUCCACCAAGGCACCACGACGGACAAUCCACUGUGGAACGCCGUGAGGGACCUCCUGGCCGAGCCGACGAAGGAUGACAUCAAGUGCCAUCAUCCCAAACCCAUUCUGCUGGCCACGGGAAGGGCGAAAUUCCCCUACGAGUGGCAGCCCAAGAUUGUCGCCACACAGCUUCUCCAGAUAGGCGACGUAGUUUUCGUGGCAGCGCCUGGAGAGUUCACCACGAUGAGUGGACGAAGACUGAGGAAUGCAGUGAGGAAUGUCGCCCUUCAGACCUACGAGAAGGACGUCAAGGUGAUAAUCUGUGGUCUCUCCAACAUGUACACCAGCUACGUGGCGACUCCUGAGGAAUACACGAGCCAACGAUACGAAGGAGCUUCGACGCUCUUCGGUCCACACACGCUCACACUCUACGCGGAUCAAUUUGUCAAGCUCUUCCUGUCGAUGAAGGGCGAGGAGAAGAUCGAUCCGGGCCCAGAACCGCCUCAUCUGGAGGACAAGAGUCUCCUGACGCUCCAAACGGGCGUCCUGUACGACGGCCAUCCGUAUGGGCACGACUUCGGCACGCUGAAAGUCCAGCCGAAGGCGCACUACGUUCCCGGCGACACAGUGCGGGUGGUUUUCAUAGCCGCGAAUCCGCGGAACAAUCUUCUGCACGAGGACACAUUCCUGCGCGUCGAGAGGCGCGACGAGGCGAGGAAUGUGUGGACAACAGUGGCGACGGACGCCAACUGGGAGACACUAUUUCGCUGGACGAGAACGUCCAUGAUUCUGGGCUUAAGUGAUGUGGAAAUACUCUGGGAAAUUCCAUUAGGCGCCACACCGGGAACGUACAGGAUAUCCCACACGGGCUUCUAUCAGUACAUUUUCGGCGGCAAAUUUCCCUACAAUGGCACAAGUCAGGCAUUUGCUGUGGAUCAGGAAGGUUAAAUUGCACCAAAAGUGUGUGCAUGAGAGAGAGAAAGAUAAUUUAUUUAUCAGUAAAAGUGUGUUAUAAUGCUAGUCAAUCAAUUUGAGCAUUGUGUUUGACUCUUUCGGAUAGUAUAUAUGUAUGUAUCAAUAAAAGUAAUCGCGAAUUUUUGCCAAAA
This is a messenger RNA of Phlebotomus argentipes, 2512 nucleotides long. It is a transcript of the gene CDase, whose product is annotated as neutral ceramidase. Gene Ontology annotation, cellular component: extracellular region. The coding region runs from base 234 to 2354 and encodes 706 amino acids. The record is from RefSeq and is a predicted model, not a curated record. NCBI's taxonomy places the organism in Eukaryota, Metazoa, Arthropoda, Insecta, Diptera, Psychodidae. Gene Ontology annotation, molecular function: N-acylsphingosine amidohydrolase activity. Gene Ontology annotation, biological process: sphingosine biosynthetic process; ceramide catabolic process; long-chain fatty acid biosynthetic process. The transcript is spliced from 7 exons.